This is a messenger RNA of Stegostoma tigrinum, 1655 nucleotides long. Its product is annotated as palmitoleoyl-protein carboxylesterase notum1-like. Gene Ontology annotation, molecular function: hydrolase activity. NCBI's taxonomy places the organism in Eukaryota, Metazoa, Chordata, Chondrichthyes, Orectolobiformes, Stegostomatidae. The record is from RefSeq and is a predicted model, not a curated record. The transcript is spliced from 12 exons.
AUGCUCAAACCACUGGACCUAUGCCUGGCCACCCACUUCACUUUCAACAGCCGACCAUAUGAACAAAUCAACAGGACCCCCAUGGGAUCGCCUGUCUCCAGACUCAUAGCAGAGGCAAUUGUCAUGCAUCCCUUCGGCACAGUCUUUUUCAUCACUUUGCUGGGAGCUGUGGUGGCUCAGAGCAGGCCCGACUCAAGAGCAAUAUCUUGGAAUUCCAAGCCAAAUAGAAGGACUCCAAAUCUGAAUAGAGCAUCAGCACAACCUGUCGUUAAUGAAGACCCACGGCAUGUUAACCGUACUGCUUCAGAACACAGCAGUAAUAAUCUAGUGUCUCAUGUCAGGACUCUAGCUCAGAGCCUCUACCAGUGCUCAAAAUCAGCUUCUCCUGGUGAGAUGAAACUCACUUUCCUGAGGAACACAGCAGUGACAUGCAAUGAUGGAACGCCAGCUGGAUUUUACAUACGGGAGUCCAGGGGGAGCAAGUGAUGGUUAAUAUUUUUAGAAGGUGGCUGGUAUUGUUAUAAUAAGGAAAGCUGUGAUGCAAGAUACAGGACUUCACCUUGGCUGAUGAGCUCAGCUGAGUGGCCACUAACCCCGAAAGGUUCUGGGAUUCUGUCAGCUGAACCUGAGGAGAACCCACACUGGUGGAAUGCUAACACAGUGUUUGUACCUUAUUGUUCAAGUGAUGUAUGGAGUGGAAUUGCACCAAAAACCCACCAAGCCGAUUAUGCGUUUAUGGGCUCAUUAAUUCUCAGGGAGGUGAUUAAAGAUUUAGUUCCAAGAUAUAUUAAAUUGGCUAAGGUUGUCCUGCUUGCUGGAACCAGUGCUGGUGGAACUGGAGUGCUGCUGAACAUUGAGCGAAUGGCCAAUCUCCUACAGCAAUUGGGUGCUGAUGUUCAGGUCCGGGGCUUGGUUGAUUCUGGUUGGUUCCUGGACAAUAAACAACAGAGACAGACUGAAUGCUCAGGUGUGACCAGCUGCAGUCCAAACCACCUCAUUAAAAAGGGACUCAGAAUGUGGAACAGUGCUAUUCCAGAGAGAUGCAGGCAGCACUAUAGACGAGGAGAAGAGUGGCAAUGCUUCUUUGGCUACAGGAUGUAUUCAUUCUUAAAAUCUCCUGUGUUUGUGACCCAGUGGCUGUUUGAUGAAGAGCAGUUGAAAAUGGAGAAUAUUCAACUGGCAAGUCACUCUCUUACGGAAAGCCAAUGGAAUUAUACCCAGAACCUGGGCAGAGACCUGAGAAACUCACUGCGGGGCGUUGUAGCGGUUUUUGCCCCAGCAUGUCUUGCACACACCAUGAUCUCAAAAAGCAACUGGCUGGACUUCCAGGUGAGAGGAGCUUCCUUGAAUACAGCUUUACAGUGCUGGGACCGCAGUCUGCAAGACAACAAGUACUCAAGGACCCCGACCAGAAACUGCUCCUUUCACUUCAUCGAUCAGUGCCAGUUACCGCAUUGUAACCCCACCUGCCCAGCUCUUCAUGAUCAUGUCACAGGUCAACAGGUAAACAUGAUUCAGCUGCUGAUGGACAUGGGCUUUGAUAUUCAGAGAAUAGCACAGCAGCUUGGAAUGGAACCCAGUCAUCUGCUGGGAAUGCUCAAUAAUGGAGGCUAAAGUCUUAAAACUACCCCAAUUGUUUUCCUCCAUGUGACAAU